AUGGGACAAGCUCUGAGAACAGCACCGAAAUCGUACUGGGCCUCAUUGAAGCACUCUCUCAGCUUUAUGUAUCUCACCAAAUGCAAAGGGUUCAAAAUUGGAGGCGAAGAGCGUGGCAAGUAUGGAUAUCGAUUAACUUUCGCUAUAGCUUAUAUGAGAGAUCUAGGCAUGGAAUAUGGUGUGUUUGGCGAAUCAUUUGAAACGUCUGCACCGUGGGAUAAGGUACUAAAUCUAUGUCGAAAUGUCAAGGAGCUUAUCAAGCGAAAAUCGAAAGAACUAGGAGUCAAGUGGGCAAUCAUAAGCUGCAGGAUCCCCCAAGUAUACGACGCUGGAGCCUGCGUCUACUUUUAUUUUGCCUUCAGCUGUCGAGGACUUGACAACCCAUUGGAGGUCUACAAUAAAAUUGAGAGCCUGCUCGAGACGAAAUACAUCGCUUGCGUAGCAUAUCCCAUCAUCAUGGAGUGGGAAAGCUAA
Ostertagia ostertagi is the source of this 474-nucleotide messenger RNA. NCBI's taxonomy places the organism in Eukaryota, Metazoa, Nematoda, Chromadorea, Rhabditida, Trichostrongylidae. The record is from the annotation of a GenBank genome assembly.